Molecule: messenger RNA, 396 nt
Organism: Aspergillus luchuensis
Lineage: Eukaryota; Fungi; Ascomycota; Eurotiomycetes; Eurotiales; Aspergillaceae
Exons: 2
Coding region: 1-396 (131 amino acids)
Source: RefSeq, a predicted model, not a curated record
AUGUCGUCCCCUGAGAAUGUUACUGAUACUCCCGAUGCCAAUGAGACCACUCCCGAUACCAAUGAGGCCACUAAGUCCCCCAGCACGACCUUUGCUGGCGUACAAGAAAUUCUGGACAAAUUCCGUCUUCUGUUGAGCAUUGGGAAGGAAGAUCUCCACUCUUGUCUGCCAUGGACACUUGCCGACCUGCGCGACCACCUGCACCUAGAGUAUGGUGCCCAGCGCGACCGUGUUGCUCCCGCUGCCCUCGCGAAACCGUUUGAUGACUAUAUUCGUCGUCUUGUGCGCCUAAUCGAUGAAGUGCUCGAUGAAGAUGAUGCUGAUGCACGUUCAGCUUCCGCGUCCGGCAGCUCCAUUUUUUAUAACUUAAUUGAAGGAAUAUGUCGCGCAAAGUAG